CGUUAUCAUUGUCAACAUUGUCGAAAAUCGUUUUCUCGACCUUCUUCCUUACGGAUUCAUAUAUAUUCACAUACCGGUGAAAAGCCUUUUCGAUGUCACUAUCCUGGUUGUGGUAGAAGCUUCAGUGUCCAUAGCAACAUGCGUAGACAUUUGCGCGUUCAU
Molecule: messenger RNA, 162 nt
Organism: Mycotypha africana
Lineage: Eukaryota; Fungi; Mucoromycota; Mucoromycetes; Mucorales; Mycotyphaceae
Exons: 1
Biological process (GO): regulation of transcription by RNA polymerase II
Cellular component (GO): nucleus
Molecular function (GO): RNA polymerase II cis-regulatory region sequence-specific DNA binding; DNA-binding transcription factor activity, RNA polymerase II-specific
Source: RefSeq, a predicted model, not a curated record